GCAGUUGACUUUUAAACGUCGAGCCAGUCGAGAAGAAAUUGCAUCCGACUGGCGCAAUUUGUCUCAGUUAGUCUCAAAAAACCAAAGGAAUGGAGACCAAGAAUUUGGUGAUUAGUUUCGCCAUCCUCUACGUCGUCACAGGCGUCGCCAUAGGCGUUGGUCUCUACUACGCCGGAUACAAUGCCGAUCAUUCGCCCGCUCCCAAAAUGGACGUUUUCCAGCAGCUGCAAAACGAAAUCUCUGCUGUCAACAUCAGUGCCUAUCUCAAACACUUGAGCAGCGUUCCACAUUUAGCCGGAACGGCGCAGGACUACGAGCAGGCCGUCUGGCUUCGCGAUAAUUUUGUCCAAUCCGGGCUGGAUCGGGUCGUCAUUGUCCCUUAUCAAGUUCUCCUUUCUUAUCCCAACAUGACGCAGCCCAACAUUGUCCGCCUGCUGGACGACAAGGGACUGGCCAACAUCACCACUUCCGGCAAGCAGACGCCCAUCAGCCAGCCGGAAGAGUUUUCCGAGUUGGCCGCUCCCAACUUCAACGCCUAUUCCGGCAAGACGGGACUCAUCGAGUCGUACGGACUGGUCUACGCCCAUUACGGGCAGAUGGAAGAUUUCGAGUAUUUGGAAAGCGUUGGCAUCGACGUUUCCGGCAAAAUUGUACUGGCCCGUUAUGGCGCCUCCUUCCGGGCCAACAUUGUCGAUUUGGCCCAGCGCAAAGGAGCCGUCGGCGUUUUGUUGUACUCGGACCCCAAGGAUUUCGCCAAGAAAGGCCGGAACGACAUUUACCCGGACUCGUGGUGGAUGCCCGGAAUGGCCGUCCAAUCGGGCACCGUUUACCUGGGCAACGGAGAUCCGUUGACGCCGUUCUAUCCGGCCGUCGAGAGCGCUUACCGCAUUCCGGAAUCGGAGGCUCCCCUGCCUUCCAUCGCCGUCCAGCCGAUCGGUUACGACGAAGCGGAACUUUUACUCCGGGCCAUGGGCGGUCCGACCGCUCCGGAGCAAUGGAAGGGCGAUCUGGAAGCUGUCUAUUCGCUUGGCCCUGGAUUCAAGUACGGUGACGGAUGGAAACUGGAGAUGAACAUGCAGACAGCCAACAAACUGGUCACCACUUACAACACGAUCGGAAUGCUCUACGGCCAGGAAGAGCCGGACCGCUACGUUCUGGUGGGCAAUCACCGGGACGCUUGGACGCUGGGCGCUCUGGAUCCGUCCAGCGGAACGGCCUGCAUGUUGGAGAUGGCCAGAACAUUUGGCAAAGUCAAACAAGAUUACAAUUGGCGGCCGAGAAGGAGCCUGAUCUUUUGCAGCUGGGGGGCCGAAGAGUACGGACUGAUCGGCUCCUACGAGUGGGUCGAGGAGCACGCCAAAGUAUUAAGCCAAAGGGCCGUGGCUUAUUUGAACGUCGACAUCGCCGUCGAAGGUAAUUAUUCGCUGUGGGGAAGCGGGGCUCCGCUGAUGAACAAAGUCUAUUUGGACAGCUCCAAAAGGAUCGCCAAUCCCAGCGCCGACGAAGUGGUCCAGAAACGCCCUACGGUCUUUGAUACUUGGGUCCAUCGUUACCCGGACGCCAAUUAUCCGGCCAAGCCAAAGGUGAACAUUUUAGGCAGCGGGAGCGAUUACACGGCCUUCAUGCACGUCUUGGGCGUGCCCGCCAUCGACAUCCGAUACACCUACGAGGAGGACAUUGGAUCCUAUCCACUUUACCAUACCCUGUACGAGACCCACCAUUUGCUGGCCGACAUUAUGGACGUCGGAUUCCUUCACCAUCGGGCCGUCACCCAAUUGUGGGCCGAGGUGGCCCGCAAUUUGCUGGAGUCGGUCGUCCUGCCGCUGGACCCCGACUGGUAUGCCACUUACCUGACCGAAGAAGUGGCCGGAAUCCAAUCGCGUUACGGAGCCAAGCUGGAAGCCAAUAAUGCCACGAUGAAUUAUUUCCAGUUGGCCGUGACUCAUUUCGGCGAAGCCGUUAGACAUUUCCAGAACACGACGCUGGCCAAUCUCGAUACCAGCGACGUUUUGGCUGUUCGGAGAGUUAACGAUCAGCUGAUGCAACUGGAACGCCAUUUCAUCGAUCCGCACGGAUUACCCAAUCGGCCAGAGUACAAUCACAUCGUUUUCGCACCGAGUUCCAGCGACAGUUAUUCGAGCAGCAGUUUCUCCGGAUUGACGGAUCUCCUGGAAGCCGUUGGCGAGCAGACGAUCGUCCAGAAGCCGGCCGAGUGGGCCCUGAUCCAGCAACACUUGUCCGUCAUCGCUUUCUACAUCGAAGCGGCCGCCAAAUCCUUAUCCGAUCACAUUUAAUUGCUCCCCCCUUUCAGCAGCCCCUGGAUUUAUUAUUAUACGUCAAGCAACGACGUAUACAUAUACACACAGCACACUUAACAGUCUU
Daphnia pulicaria is the source of this 2382-nucleotide messenger RNA. RefSeq names its product putative N-acetylated-alpha-linked acidic dipeptidase. Bases 90 to 2294 code for a protein of 734 amino acids. The transcript has 10 exons. Gene Ontology annotation, molecular function: carboxypeptidase activity. Lineage: Eukaryota; Metazoa; Arthropoda; Branchiopoda; Diplostraca; Daphniidae. The record is from RefSeq and is a predicted model, not a curated record.